Scleropages formosus (Asian bonytongue) is the source of this 1223-nucleotide messenger RNA. RefSeq names its product gonadotropin-releasing hormone II receptor-like. The transcript is spliced from 4 exons. The record is from RefSeq and is a predicted model, not a curated record. Gene Ontology annotation, molecular function: protein-hormone receptor activity; peptide binding; G protein-coupled receptor activity. Lineage: Eukaryota; Metazoa; Chordata; Actinopteri; Osteoglossiformes; Osteoglossidae. Gene Ontology annotation, biological process: cellular response to hormone stimulus; G protein-coupled receptor signaling pathway. The coding region runs from base 56 to 1183 and encodes 375 amino acids. Gene Ontology annotation, cellular component: plasma membrane.
UUUGGACUUCUGUCUUUUGGAUGGAGUUGAAUAAUAUACACUAUCAUAGAUCAGGAUGCCGAGGAAUCUAUCCUACCUGGUGACGACGGGACCGUAUUCUCCAAUGAACUCCUCCAGUAGUUCCCAGCCUACUUCUGCAAUUGACUGGGAGGUGCCAACUUUCACCAGGGCUGCCCAGUUCCGGGUGGGAGCCACCCUGGUGCUCUUCUUGUUUGCUGCUGUCAGCAACCUGGCUGUGGUGGUUAGCGUGGUCCGAGGGAGAGGCAGACGGCUGGCAGCCCAUCUGCGGCCGCUCAUCCUGAGCCUGGCAGUGGCGGACUUGAUGAUGACCUUCAUCGUGAUGCCUCUGGACAUGGUGUGGAAUGUGACAGUCCAGUGGUAUGCUGGAGACACCAUGUGCAAGUUGCUCUGCUUUCUCAAGCUCUUUGCCAUGCACUCUUCAGCCUUCAUCUUAGUGGUUAUCAGCCUGGACCGCCACCAUGCCAUCCUACACCCGCUGGACUCUUUUGACGCCAAUCGCCGGAACAAGAGGAUGCUACUACUGGCCUGGUCCCUCAGCCUGCUCCUGGCAUCCCCACAGCUCUUUAUUUUCCGGGUGAUCAAGGCCGAGGGUGUGGACUUCACCCAGUGUGUUACGCACGGCAGCUUCCAAGAGCACUGGCAAGAGACUGUCUACAACAUGUUCCAUUUCAUCACACUUUAUGUCUUCCCCCUGCUUGUCAUGAGCUGCUGCUACAUCCGCAUCCUUGUUGAGAUCAACCGCCAGAUUCACAAGAACAAAGAUGGAGAAUCCCACCUUAGGCGCAGUGGGACAGAUAUGAUCCCCAAAGCACGAAUGAAGACCUUGAAGAUGACCAUUGUAAUUGUUUUAUCGUUCGUGGUCUGCUGGACUCCCUACUACCUGCUGGGCAUCUGGUACUGGUUCCAGCCAAAGAUGCUCAAGCUGACCCCUGAGUAUGUGCAUCACCUGCUCUUUGUUUUUGGCAACCUUAACACGUGCUGCGAUCCUGUCAUCUAUGGGCUGUACACCCCAUCAUUUCGGGCUGAUCUGGCUGUUUGCUGGUGCUGUCAGCGGUGGGAUUCUUCUCCAAGGUCCCUGGAUCGCCUUUCAGCCCCCCACGGGCACCAUAGCGCUGGGGCAGAAUCUGAUGCCCCCAGCGUUGACCAGCAGAGAAGCACCUAAGAGUAGAACCCCAGAGCCAAUUAAGACCAACUGUCAUGGC